AUGCAAUACAUCCUACUUUGUGCUGCCAUCCUCCUACCCGAAAGUCUUGCUUUUCCAGCAAAACUUGAAUCAUUGAGUGACGCAGUCUCAGAGCAUGUAAAGGUAUAUCUUGAUAAAUUCUUUCCAGUUUUCUCAAAAACAAAAAGCCUAAGCUUAGAAGAGAGGAUUAAAGAAAUGCAGAAGUUUUUCCACCUGACCAUAACUGGAAAAUUAAAUGCAGAAACAGAAGAAAUAAUGAAACAGCCCAGAUGUGGAGUCCCUGAUAUAGCAGAAUAUCAAACUUUUCCUGGAAACCCAAGAUGGAAAAAGACACAUUUGACUUACAAGAUUGUCAAUUAUACACCUGAUCUACCCCAAAAGAAAGUGGAUGAUGCAAUUAAAAGGGCUUUUAUGGUGUGGAGUGAUGUGACUCCACUGCAGUUUCGAAGAGUCUUCUUUGGACAUGCAGACAUUGAGAUUCUAUUUGCACGUCGUGGGCAUGGUGAUGGUUAUCCUUUUGACGGAAGAGGUAAAACAUUAGCUCAUGCAUUUGCACCUUCAGGAGAGCUUGCUGGAGAUGCUCAUUUUGAUGAAGAUGAAAGGUGGUCAGACACCAAUCAAGAAGUGAAUUUAUUCCUUGUUGCUGCUCAUGAAUUUGGCCAUUCUUUGGGACUCGCUCAUUCAAACGUCCCUGGAGCUCUGAUGUACCCUACAUACUCAUAUGUGAACCCAGCAACCUUCAGACUUCCAGACGAUGACAAGAGGGGAAUUCAGAAGUUAUAUG
Molecule: messenger RNA, 763 nt
Organism: Apaloderma vittatum (bar-tailed trogon)
Lineage: Eukaryota; Metazoa; Chordata; Aves; Trogoniformes; Trogonidae
Gene: MMP7
Product: matrix metallopeptidase 7 (matrilysin, uterine)
Exons: 5
Biological process (GO): proteolysis; extracellular matrix organization; collagen catabolic process
Cellular component (GO): extracellular matrix
Molecular function (GO): metalloendopeptidase activity; zinc ion binding
Source: RefSeq, a predicted model, not a curated record